AUGCACUUCCAAAUCACCGCCGUCGCUGCUCUUGUAGCUCUUUCAACUGCUCUUCCAACGCUCACGGUCCGCCAGUCUGGACCCGUCCUUGCGUCCACAACCUACAAUGCCAUCUCAAUAUCUGGCGGACAAGCUGGCAAUGCCGAAGCCGAAGCCCUCGCUGUCUUCUCUGCACUCGACCUCAACAAUCCUGGAAACAUCAACAAAGCCGACAUUGACUUUCUUAAUCAGGUUAACGGUGUAGCCAACGACGCCGAGAAGGGCGUUUUCAACACUGCCAUUGCGGCGGCUACAGGCGCUACGGCGGACGCUCUGACCGCUGGCAAGAUCAAGAACAAGGUCUUGAAGUUGACGGCUACCAAGAUCCAGCUGUUGGCACAGCAGGCUCAGGGCCAAGAUGUGGCUGCCAGGAUGACGGAAGAGCUGGCCAAGCUCAACACCAACAUCGCGACCGAUAAGAAGAACGCUGGCAACCCUAGCACAGCACUGCCUUUCGAUGCUACUAUUACAGGUGGAGGCGCUACCGCUGCUGGGGCUGGCAACAACACGGCCGCAGGCAACAACUAA
Didymella exigua CBS 183.55 is the source of this 567-nucleotide messenger RNA. RefSeq lists its product as uncharacterized. NCBI's taxonomy places the organism in Eukaryota, Fungi, Ascomycota, Dothideomycetes, Pleosporales, Didymellaceae. Bases 1 to 567 code for a protein of 188 amino acids. The record is from RefSeq and is a predicted model, not a curated record. The transcript has a single exon.